Molecule: messenger RNA, 717 nt
Organism: Sporothrix brasiliensis 5110
Lineage: Eukaryota; Fungi; Ascomycota; Sordariomycetes; Ophiostomatales; Ophiostomataceae
Product: brct domain containing protein
Exons: 1
Coding region: 1-717 (238 amino acids)
Source: RefSeq, a predicted model, not a curated record
AUGUCGCUGUCAGCGCCGGCCACGUCCAGUCGAACCAAACCAAAAACUCGGAUCCUGCGCGACGUUACAGUCGCCAUUGCCGGCCAUCUCGGGUCCGGCUGGUCCGAUGCCGACGUCGCCCGCUGGACGGCCUACAACGGCGGCCGGUUUGUCGCGACCAUGACGCCCGACAACGAGCAGGGCGUCACGCACUUGCUGUGCUCGCGCGAGGAGUACGCCAAACCCAAGAAGCAGCGCUGUGCCAACCUGAAACUGGCUCUCGAGGCCAAGACCGUCCGCAUCCUCCUGCACGACUGGCUCGAGGACUCGCUGCACCGGCGUCGCCGCCGUCCGGAGCGCAACUACCUGCUCACGACGGUAGCCCGCCGCGACGCCCGCCAAGAACAGCUGGCCGCGCUGCGCGAGCGCGGCCGCCGCGAGGGCGAGGUGUUUGUCGACAGCAGCCUGUAUCGGCUGUACCGCGACAGCACCGGGUUCGCGUACCGCGUGACGCUGCGGCGCGACCACGCCGCCGCCGGCGUGUGGGGCGAGCGGUACGUGCUGCACCUGUUUGAGUCGUUUGCGCAGCCGCCGCUGUACUGGUUUGCGGCGCGGCACUACAAGAGCCGGACGCACACGCAGCCGCGCACGUUUCGGCCGAGCGCGACGUGCCAGCUGUUUGGGACGGCGUUUGGGCAGUUUUGCGGGUUUUUCCACAAGAAGACGGGCGUGGCGUAG